This is a messenger RNA of Beta vulgaris subsp. vulgaris (sugar beet), 705 nucleotides long. RefSeq lists its product as hypothetical. Gene Ontology annotation, biological process: defense response. The transcript has a single exon. Bases 1 to 705 code for a protein of 234 amino acids. NCBI's taxonomy places the organism in Eukaryota, Viridiplantae, Streptophyta, Magnoliopsida, Caryophyllales, Amaranthaceae. The record is from RefSeq and is a predicted model, not a curated record.
AUGGACGUCUACGUCGUCGUUUCAAUGAUAGACUCAGCAGACAACCACAACCUACGUUCAAACAGCAUUCAGAAACAGAGAACACCUAUUGACAAAAAAGGGGACAAGAAUCCUACGUGGAACUAUACAAUAUCUUUCACCAUAAACGACGUCGUAGCUCGGCAAAACCGCCUCUAUAUUCUGUUCGAGAUAUUCUCCAGCCGGUCAUUCCCGGGAGACAAGCUCAUUGGGAAAGUACAGGUGCCAGUCUAUGAUCUCCUCAACGGUUACGGUGACCGGAAAGACGCCAUUUUGGUGAGUUAUCAGGUGAGGAAGCGGUCUGGUAAGCCAAAGGGUGUGUUCAAUGUAUCCUACAAGUUUGGGGAGAAGUUUACGGUCAGUGGUAGCGUAAACACAAACUUUGCGAAUCCGAAUCCGAAUCCGAAUACGAGCUAUCCUUAUCCUCAGCCGCCUGUGUACGCGUACCCGGCACCACAAACAGGGUACGGGUACCCGUAUCAGGGACAAGGACAUGGAUAUCAAAGGAGGAACAAUAUGGGAAUGGGGAUGGGUGCGGGUGCUGGGUUGUUGGGUGGGAUGUUGGGCGGGAUGUUAAUUGGAGAUAUGGUGUCUCAUGCUGGUUAUGAUGGUGGAUAUGAUGGUGGCUUUGAUGGUGGAUAUGAUGGCGGGUUUGAUGGGGGAUUUGAUGGUGGCUUUGAUUUCUAG